GGCUUGCUUUUUCUUUACUUCGCCCGGCUUAUCGGUGCCGUCAAGCUACUCGAAUCUACCGCCCUUAUUCCAUGCUCCGAUAGCAGUAUCAUCAAAACCAACAAAUUUAAGAUGACGCUGACGCCGGAUAAUUACAGCCUUGCGAUCGAAUUCGACGGCGAGAUUAACUACUCCGGAAAAAUCAUAAUGAAUGUUGAUUUGUUAGUCUACGGCUACAGUUUCUUGACUACGCAAGUAGAUCCGUGCAACUACAACACAUUAUCUGGGUUUUGUCCGUUGGUACCAGAAAAUAUGACAGUGCCAUCUGCGACUCUCUCCCUUUCAAACAGUACAAUCUCAGACAUUCCCAGUAUCGCGUAUAGCAUCCCCGAUCUCGAUGCCGUCGCCCGAAUUACCAUAUUAUCCAAAUCAACAAAUGAAAGUGUCACAUGUAUUGAGGCCCGCGUUAUCAACAGCACAACAGUCUACCAGGCCGGAGUAAGCUGGACACUUGCGAUUAUCACCGGGCUGGCCCUUUUUGCAAGCACAAUCCUCUCGAUUAUCGGCUAUUCCAACAUCGCGACACAAAUCUCGUUCCGCACAUUACUGUUUCUGGGCUUCAUGCAGAGUCAAGCCAUGGCGGGUCUCACUGCGGUGGAGUUCAAGCCGCUGGUCCAGAAUUGGACCCAGAAUUUUCAAUGGACUAUGAGCAUUGCACAUGCAGACUUUCUGAACACUAUCACGACUUGGUUUCAGCGUGCGACAGGAGGUACAGCCGCGGAUUUAUUUUCCGAAGCCGGCGAUAUUUCGGUCGGUCUCCUCAAACGGUCCACAAAAAUGCUCGUAAAGAGAAGCGAGCCAACAACAGAUGGUGGUUCAGAAGUCCUACUUUAUGGCAUCAUUCGCAUGGGAUACGUUGCAGGCAUUGAGUCUACCAACAUCUUUAUGACCGGAUAUCUGGUCUUUUAUUUUAUUGCUCUAGUUAUGCUCCUGGCAACUAUGGCUCUCAAGUUCGGUUUGCCUCCAAUUUUGAAGACGAAUAGAGUAAAGUCCCGUCACACCUUUGGUGCCCAGGUUGACUGGCAGAACUUUAUGCGAGGGAACCUCUGCCGAAUCGCAUAUCUUAGCUAUCCCCAAUUCUGUGUCUUUAGCAUGUGGGAACUAUAUCGACGAGAUUCUGCAGCCGAAGUCGUCCUCGCCAUCACCAUAUGGCUCGUCUUGACUAUCAUCCUCGGCAGUUCAACAUUCAGAGUGUUCCAACAUGUACGGUCUUCGAAAGGGUUGUCGGGAACCCUUACUUACCCGCUCUAUUUUGAUCCGGCGUGCCUCACGAAAUGGGGCUGUCUGUACGUCCAUUACAAGGCCGAGACGUACUACUUCAUCAUUCCUCUUCUAGUCUACACGAUCGUGAAAGGCAUGAUCAUCGCAUUUGCACAACAUAACGCCAUGGUGCAGGCCAUAGUUCUUCUCAUCUUCGAGGCUGGAUUCCUCGCCAGCACUGCAGUCAUCCGACCAUACAUGGACAAGAAAUCCAACACCUUCGCCAUAACCGCCGCUGCCAUCAACUUCGUCAACGCUAUCUUCAUCCUAGUCUUUUCCGACAUCUUCAACCAGCCAGAUCUCAUGACCGGGAUCAUGGGCGUCUUAUUCUUCCUCUACAAUGCGAUAUUCACCCUCAUCCUCACCAUCUUCCUGCUGAUUGGGCUCUUCUACGCCGUUCGGCUCAAGGAACCGAAUCCAGGAUCCCAGCGUUUCUACGACAAUCGCGCCUCCUAUCAAUCCACAAAAGGACUGAUCGAGAUGGAGAAUCGACAACCAGAUGAACUCCUCGCUCUUCAGGAAGUGGUGGCCACGGCGGAAGAGUACCAUCAGCAACAGCGUCCAUACUCACCCUUAGGUGGCAGUGCGAAAUCAAGCUCGGGACUUCAUUUGGAUUUGAGCAACAAUAUGUCCUCGGAGUCGCGCUGGAAUAUCGACCACGGACAUGAUGGGAGUAUCUAUAAUGUGCGACGUAGCACGGCGCCACCUUCGCCGUUUGACGACCCGAUUGAACCAACGCUGCCGUUGAUUCCUAGCAGUUCUGGGAUCUCUGGCCGUCGGGUAAAGGAGUGA
This is a messenger RNA of Penicillium subrubescens, 2091 nucleotides long. RefSeq names its product transient receptor potential ion channel family protein. The transcript is spliced from 2 exons. The annotation marks the transcript as partial. Lineage: Eukaryota; Fungi; Ascomycota; Eurotiomycetes; Eurotiales; Aspergillaceae. The record is from RefSeq and is a predicted model, not a curated record. Gene Ontology annotation, biological process: transmembrane transport; fungal-type cell wall biogenesis.